CCAAGUCCUGGCUUGCCCACUCGGCGAAUUACGAUCAAACGCGUCGGUCUGUGCUAUUUAUUGGGCGGAGAUUCACUGCGAAGCCCCAAAUCCACUUCAGAGUCCGAGUAUUUUGCUGCUUGCUCCUUGCUAUUUGUGUUGUGCAAUUCCAUUACCGGUACCUCGACAAAUUGUUUGCCAAUCCAGGCAUAAGUGAAUUUAAUUCGGGCAAGUUGAAUUCCUAUCCGAACUCUUCCAACUUCUUAACAAACUUUUAUCAACCAUGCCUCCAAAGAAGCGAUCAGCAAGCACAAAGACAGGUGGGAAAGGGGCUAAAGUGUUGAAGAAAGAACCAGAUGAUGGUGGACUGAAGGCUGCUGUUGAGAAACUCAAAACUGCCGACAAAGGGAAAAAAUCAUCUCAUACUAAAGAUAGCCAUUGUAGUUGGCCUGGUAGUGUGUUUGAUGAUUUUGACUGUAUGCUGAACCAAACUAAUAUUGGCCACAACAACAACAAGUACUAUGUUAUUCAACUCUUGCAAUCUCACUUAGGAUAUGCUGUUUUUACCAGAUGGGGAAGAGUGGGAGAGUCAGGCCAGCAAGCAACACAAGAAUUUAGUGGCGGUGAUAUCGAAGGUGCCAAGAAAUUCUUCUGCAAGAAGUUUAAUGACAAGACCAAAAACAAGUGGGAUGACCGAGCAAACUUUGAGCCCAAGGCUGGCAAAUAUACCCUGAUAGAGGUGGAGGACGCAGAUAACGAGGAACUCCAGGAGACGAGUGAAAAGCUUGCCGAGGUAGAUGACUCAUCUAAGACAGUGCUGCCUUCCAAGCUGGAUAAGGUUACACAGGAUUUUGUCAAACUUGUUUUCAACGAGGACAUGUUCAAGGAACAGAUGACCAAGUUUGAAAUUGAUGUAAAGAAGAUGCCGCUUGGUAAACUCAGCAAGGCUCAGAUUGCCAAGGGCUUUGAAGCUUUAGAAGAACUUGAAGAUGCGAUACAGAAGAAGGCAAACAAGGGCAAGUUGAGUGAACUUUCCUCAAAGUUCUACACCAUCAUCCCUCAUUCUUUUGGAAGGAAUAUACCUCCUCUGAUUGAUGAUGCUGAGAAGAUCCAAGCAAAGAAAGACAUGCUUAUUGUUCUUGGAGAUAUCGAGCUUGCACUAGGUAUGCAGAAGGAAAAGAAAAAUAGAGAUGCUGCUGCUGGCGAUGCUGUACCCCAUCCACUUGAUGUCAAGUAUGAUCUUCUCAAAUGCGAUCUGGAGCUUCUUGACCCAUCAUCCAAGGAGUUCAAAAUUGUUAAGACCUACAUUGCUAAUACAGGCUGUGCUGGUUCAGAUAAGCAGCUUCUUCAUGUUUGGAAGAUGGAUAGAGAAGAUGAGAGUGAUAGAUUUACUGCACACGCUAAUAUCACAAAUCGUCGUCUCCUGUGGCACGGUACCAAUGUAGCUGUAGUAGCCGCUAUCUUGAAAACGGGACUUCGAAUCAUGCCACAUUCAGGAGGACGAGUAGGACGAGGCAUAUAUCUUGCAUCGGAGCAAAGCAAAUCACGUGGAUAUGUUGGAGCAGCAAAUGAUGGCCGAGCCGUGAUGUUCCUGAAUGAAGCAGCCCUGGGUAAAGAGCAUCACAUCACAGCUAAUAAUAGCUCUCUUACUAAAGCACCUAAUGGAUGUGACUGUGUCAUUGCUAAAGGAAACCAAGAACCAGAUCCUAAGAAGGAAACCAUCUUGAAGCUUGAUGGCAAGGAUGUGGUUGUCCCUCAGGGAAAACCAGUCAAGCAAUCAAAAUAUUCGUCAUCUCACUUCUACCAGAGCGAGUACCUCCUCUAUAAAGAGAGUCAGAACAGAAUGAGAUACCUCUGCCUCUUCAAGUUUUGGUAAUCACCUCACAGUGCUGCAAUGUAUCUUGGUUGCUUGAGAAUUGUCUGAACAGGAAUCUGCUAGAAAUCCAGUCAUUUAGAUAAGGUAUGAAACCUGUGGAGGAAGGAGCAUUUGUUAUUCGACAUUUUUACAUUAGCUGGUAGAAAUAUAUUAACUGUCCGCUCUUCUUUUUCAUUAUAAUAAGGUGUAUGUAACAUAUAUAUGCUUUAUUCACUGCCCACUGACUAACUUUUAUGUUUCUGUUACACUAUGUAAGUAUUACAGUAGUUGCAUCUGCUGAAUUUUGUUUAAGUGAAGAUUUUUUUUUGAAAAUUUGCUUUGAUUUGCUUCUGUCACUUGGUUGGGUCAGAGUGUGGAAACAGGAUUGCUUUUGACCAUUGCAUGGUAAAUAUUUUUUAAUUCAAUCUGAAAAUCUUACAACUCAUAAAGCAGUUGUGUGUUAUGUUCAAAGAUCAUGAUUUUUUUUUUCAUUUUUCAUUCAUAAAUGAAUGCUUUGAUCAGAAUGAAAUGAAAAUGAAUAACAUACAAUAUCUGUGUAGGAGAAAUUAAAAGAUAUUAAACCAUCUAAGUAUGAAUAACAAACCUACUCUUAACCUAAUUCCAUUCUACAUCUUGCCAGAGAGGCAGUUGCCUUUGUGGAAAAUGAAAUGCAGCCUUUUAGAUGAACAAUUUCAUUGUGUUGAAAUAUCAGUUUAUUCUUCAAAAUGAUGAAAUGUUACUCUUAUAUGACAAUUCAUAUAAUCCCUUUCAAACUGUUCCUUUUUGUAGGAAUGUUGUUAGCAAUCCAUUCUGCUGUGAUUUGGGAAUCUAAGUAUGUAGAAUUUCAGUAUAAACAGGUACUGCGAUUAUCUACAAAUGGCAAUUAACUUCCUUUCUAUUUGAAAACAUGUUCAUUUUUGCCAAAUUUCAGCUGUAUCCAUUUUUAUGCUGUUUUAAUUCCAAUGUUAAUGGAAAUUUGAUGUCUUUCUUACAGAAUUACAUGUGUGAAGAUAUAUUCUCUAAGUGAGUUAGAUAAAAUUUUAUGAUGAAUGUUUUAGAGAUGGUACUUUUUAUAAACUUGUGGAAUGAGGCUAGUCUAAAUAUCUUAAUGCAUAUUGAUAUACAGAGGGUAUAUCUACUUGCCAAUAAAUUCAUAUAUUUUACCUGUCAAAUCAAAGAUUUUAUAGUCACUGUUUUUAAUAUGCACUGAAAUAUGUUAUGGUAAAAUAAUUGUAUCGAUAAAUGUAUUAUUUGUACGUUUUUUUUAUAAGGCAGACACCAAAAUCUUACAUCAGUUCAUGUAGUAUGAAGAUUUGAUAUGACAUGAAUUAUUUGUACACAUAUUUCAAUUCAGUGAUGUAAAAAAAAUAUAUGAUUCUUUAAAAUCUAUGCAUGUUUUACAGAAAAUGCCUUUAGAGUAAAUCAGAACUUUGAUUUUAAUGUAUGAUAGAUUCAUGUAGGUGUGAUGUAAUAGUAUUUUACUUUAAUUUUAUUUUUGUUUUACAUGUACAUUGUAUUUCAUUUCCAGUAAUACAAUAAUGAUAGUAAAUAUCAAAACUUUGAAUACAAAAUUUAAAAUCCAAUGUCAGAAGACAAAGAAAAUACAAACAAAAAGUUCAUCAGCUAAUGCCUGGGGAUUAUCAAAAUAAAUCAGGAUUCUGUUAAGACUUUCCUCAUUAGCUGGUGAUAAAGAUAGAACAAAUGGAGUCCAACAUUAUGAACCAAA
Lytechinus variegatus (green sea urchin) is the source of this 3560-nucleotide messenger RNA. Its product is annotated as protein mono-ADP-ribosyltransferase PARP3-like. Gene Ontology annotation, cellular component: site of double-strand break. Gene Ontology annotation, molecular function: NAD+ poly-ADP-ribosyltransferase activity. The transcript has 12 exons. The coding region runs from base 263 to 1855 and encodes 530 amino acids. NCBI's taxonomy places the organism in Eukaryota, Metazoa, Echinodermata, Echinoidea, Temnopleuroida, Toxopneustidae. The record is from RefSeq and is a predicted model, not a curated record.